GUUAUAUUAAAUUUGAUUGGUCGUCGUUGAAACUUUGAUCUAAUAGGAUUGGGUUUUAUAAAAUAAGUUAUAGAAGAAUGUAAACAAUAUGGAGGAAAAUUCGACAGAAAACUGUACACGUGCACUUCGUGUUAGUCAGUUAGAUGCACAAGAGUUAGACAAUGAAGUUAUUGCUAUAAUUAAGAACCAGCUGACAAAGUUACUAAAAUAUCACAAGACUAACAUUUUAGUCAGAUAUGAUCCAGAAGUUAGUGUCAUCCUAAAACUGCUAGUUUGGAAGUUUUCUGUUUUGGUCCACAACUCAACUAUAGGACAGAAUAUUCUUAACCUUAAGUACGUUAGCAACAAAGGAGAAACAUGGAUGACACGACGACAACAAAUUUUAUAUGCUGCCAUUUUGAUUGGGUUGCCAUGGUUAAAGGAAAGACUGAGUGAUGUUCUGAAAGUCAUUGGUCUAAUGGAAAUAAGGUCAAAGAUAGAGAAGUUAAUAGAAUGGACUGACAUUAGUUUGAAGAUUGCUGCAAUGGUCAAUUUCUUGGUGUUCCUACAAAAAGGUUUUUACCAUUCUUUGGUUGAGAGAGUACUGGGUAUACAACCAGUGUUUCCAGAUAAACAAGGCAUUAGACAAGUUAGCUUUGAAUUCAUGACAAGAGAAUUAUUAUGGCAUGGAUUUUCUGAAUUACUGUUCUUUGUUCUUCCAUUGGUCAAUUUUCAACGUGUAAAGAAUUACUUGUCACGGAAGUUUCUUCCAAAAGACAUGUCUAGUCAAUCUACCUCAAAGAGAAAUUUGACAGAAUGUGGAAUCUGUGGGGAGUGGCCAACAAAUCCACAGGAAAUUGGAUGUGCACAUGUCUUCUGUUACUAUUGCAUACAGAGUAACUACAAGGCAGAUCCUGGUUACUGUUGUCCACUCUGUGGUAUCAAUAUACCUGACCCAUCAACUAUACAGCAUCUGAAAAUGGAUAUCAACCUGACAUGAUCAUAGUGUGUAAAUUGAUAAUCAGAAGUAUGAUAUUCCUACAAGGAACAAAGUUUUAAUUCACAAACACAAAACAUCAAAGAUGUGAUAUAAAACUCCUGGUGACACCAGGAAAAAAAGAUGUGAUACAUAAAUCCUGGUUAUAACAGGUAUAGACCGUGAUGAUAAAGAUGAUGAUAUAAUGGUGCUCAAAUUUUGAAAAGCUGAUUAAAAAUUAAACUAUUGAAAAGUGA
Messenger RNA from Mytilus californianus (California mussel), 1212 nucleotides. RefSeq names its product peroxisome biogenesis factor 2-like. Gene Ontology annotation, cellular component: peroxisomal membrane. The transcript is spliced from 8 exons. The record is from RefSeq and is a predicted model, not a curated record. The coding region runs from base 89 to 979 and encodes 296 amino acids. Gene Ontology annotation, biological process: protein import into peroxisome matrix. Gene Ontology annotation, molecular function: zinc ion binding. Lineage: Eukaryota; Metazoa; Mollusca; Bivalvia; Mytilida; Mytilidae.